AUGAGCCAACAGAAUCUAACAUCAUUGACUGAAUUCAUUCUGAUGGGAAUCACAAGGCAGCCUGAGCUAGAGAUUCCACUUUUGGGGGUCUUCCUCGUCAUCUACACAAUCACAGUGGUGGGUAAUCUGGGCAUGAUCAUCUUGACCCAGGUGGACUCCCGCCUACACACACCUUUGUAUUUUUUUAUCAAACACCUGGCUUUCAUUGAUCUUGGUAAUUCUAUUGUCAUUUGUCCCAAAAUGCUGGUAAAUUUUGUUGUGAAUCAAAAUACCAUUUCAUAUUAUGCAUGUGCCACACAGUUGGCCUUCUUUCUUAUGUUUAUUAUCAGUGAAUUUUUCAUCUUGUCAGCCAUGGCCUAUGACCGCUAUUCGGCCAUCUCUAACCCUUUGCUCUACAAUGUCAUCAUAUCCCAGAGACGUUGUCAUGUGCUGGUGGGCAUUCCAUACCUCUACAGCACAUUUCAGGCCCUAAUGUUCACUAUUAAGAUGUUCACAUUGACCUUUUGCAGCUCUAAUGUCAUAAAGCAUUUCUACUGUGAUGAUCUUCCGUUACUUUUGCUCUGCUCAAAUGCACAAGAAAUACAAUUGUUGAUCAUACUAUUUUCAGCAUUUAAUUUGCUCUCUUCCCUGCUGGUAAUUUUAGUAUCCUACAUUCCCUUUCUGAUAGCCAUAUUUUGAAUGCAUUCUGCAGAGGGCAGGAAAAAAGCUUUUUCUACAUGUGGCUCUCAUUUGAUAGUGGUGGUUGUAUUCUAUGGGUCUCUACUAUUUAUGUACACACAGCCCAUAUCCACUCACUCCUUUGAUACUGAUAAAAUGGCCUCUGUUUUUUACACUUUAGUGAUCCCCAUGCUUAAUCCCUUGAUCUACAAUUUUAGGAACAAAGAAGUAAAAAAUACUUUCCACAGGGUCUUUAAGAAUCACUGCAAACUUUGUAUUUAA
Rhinolophus ferrumequinum (greater horseshoe bat) is the source of this 939-nucleotide messenger RNA. Its product is annotated as olfactory receptor 8K5-like. NCBI's taxonomy places the organism in Eukaryota, Metazoa, Chordata, Mammalia, Chiroptera, Rhinolophidae. The record is from RefSeq and is a predicted model, not a curated record. Gene Ontology annotation, cellular component: membrane. Gene Ontology annotation, molecular function: G protein-coupled receptor activity; odorant binding; olfactory receptor activity. Gene Ontology annotation, biological process: sensory perception of smell; G protein-coupled receptor signaling pathway.